CUAAUGACACGUGUAUUCAAGAUGGCGGCAGCGGCUAUGGAGACGUGGUUGGCCCUGCUGCUGUUGUCUCUGUCACCUGUGGUCCAGCCCUUCUACGUUCCCGGGGUUGCUCCCCAAGACUUUCGUGAAAGUGAGCUUGUAGAGAUUAAGGCAGUGAAGCUGACAAGCUCCCGAACCCAGCUCCCGUACGAGUACUACUCCUUGCCUUUCUGCAAGCCACAGGCUGUGCUCUACAAGGCAGAGAACCUGGGAGAGGUGCUGCGCGGGGACCGUAUUGUGAACACACUCUACAACGUUGCGAUGAACCAGGACAAGAAAUGUGAGGUGGUGUGUAAAAAGACAACACUUACCCUGGAGGAGAGCAAGCUGGUGGCUGAGCGCAUCCAGGAGGAGUACUACGUUCACCUUAUUGCAGAUAAUCUUCCAGUAGCCACCAGGCUGGAGUUCUACCCUAACAGAGACGCAGGAGGAGAGGAUGAGCAGAAGAAGGACGUCGUGAAGGACAUCCAGUUUGAACAUGGCUACAGACUGGGAUUUGCAGACAACAACAAGUUCUAUCUGCACAACCACCUGUCCUUCAUUCUGUACUACCAUAGAGAGAGGCUGGAGGAGGGGAACGACCACGAUUAUAGGGUCGUACGGUUCGAGGUGGUGCCACAGAGCGUCAAAGUAGACGACCUGAAGCAUGUUGACGAGAUGUGCACCUUGCCUGAGGCCAGUGGCUCCGCGCCACAGGAGAUCGACCCGACCAAGCAAAACGAGGUCCUCUUCACCUACUCUGUCCACUGGGAGGAGAGCCAGGUGAAGUGGGCAUCUCGAUGGGACACGUACCUGACCAUGAGCGAUGUCCAAAUCCACUGGUUCUCCAUCGUCAACUCUGUGGUGGUGGUCUUCUUCCUGUCUGGUAUUCUGAGUAUGAUCAUCAUCAGAACCUUGAGGAAGGACAUUGCCAACUACAACAGAGAAGACGACAUCGAAGACACCAUGGAGGAGUCGGGAUGGAAAAAUGUCCAUGGUGACGUCUUCAGGCCACCUCAGUAUCCCAUGAUCCUCAGCUCCCUCCUGGGCUCAGGCAUCCAACUCUUCUGCAUGAUUCUCAUUGUCAUCUUUGUGGCCAUGUUGGGGAUGUUGUCUCCAUCCAGUAGAGGGGCCCUGAUGACUACUUCCUGCUUCCUUUUCAUGUUUAUGGGUGUAUUUGGUGGGUACUUUGCUGGCAGACUGUACCGCACACUGAAAGGCCAUCGCUGGAAGAAAGGAGCAUUUUGUACAGCAACUUUGUAUCCUGCAGUGGUUUUUGGAAUCUGCUUCGUCCUCAACUGUUUCAUUUGGGGAGAACACUCUUCGGGAGCGGUUCCCUUCACCACCAUGCUGGCACUGUUGUGUAUGUGGUUUGGUAUCUCCAUGCCUCUGGUCUACCUGGGCUACUACUUCGGCUUCCGCAAGCAGCCCUAUGACAAUCCUGUGCGUACAAACCAGAUCCCUCGCCAGGUCCCAGAGCAGCGCUGGUACAUGAACAAGUUUGUCGGAAUCCUGAUGGCAGGUAUCCUGCCGUUUGGCGCCAUGUUCAUUGAGCUCUUCUUCAUCUUCAGCGCCAUCUGGGAGAAUCAGUUCUACUACCUGUUCGGCUUCCUCUUUUUAGUCUUCAUCAUUUUGGUGGUUUCCUGCUCCCAGAUCAGCAUCGUCAUGGUGUACUUCCAGCUCUGUGCAGAGGACUACCGGUGGUGGUGGAGAACGUUCCUGGUGUCGGGCGGUUCAGCCUUCUACGUCCUCGUUUAUGCCAUCUUCUACUUUAUCAACAAGCUGGACAUAGUGGAGUUCAUCCCCUCCCUCCUGUACUUCGGCUACACGACCCUGAUGGUGCUGUCCUUCUGGCUGCUGACGGGCACAAUCGGCUUCUACGCAGCCUACAUGUUCAUCAGGAAAAUCUACGCCGCCGUUAAGAUCGACUGAGUCAUCACUGUUGCUGCUGUUCUUUUUUCUUUUGAGGGGUUUUUUUGUUUUUGUUUUUGUUUUGUUUUUGUUUUUAUUUUUUAUUUUUUUUCUUCCCCCUCUGCCCGAAUCGUAAGCACUGACUGGUGUGUUUGGAAGGAAGCGUGAGGUGGUGUUUUUAAUGACGUGACUGCUCCACCCGCUGGCUUUGAGGGGAAAGAACAGCACAAGGGUGGAUCCGGCUACGCUGUUUCCCUCCCUCCCUCCCUCCUUCCCUCCCUCCCUCCUUUAUUGGACAGAGAUGCAGAGAGAGGGUGUCCUCUGACCGGACCAUUACUCUUCUAGUUUACCUUGCACACAACACAGAGGGCCAAAGGACUUGGCUUGAGUGUCUCCUGUACGUUUUCUGUUUUGUCUUGUCAUCGCUGUGUCGAGUUGUCAGUCCAGUUUGACUUAUCCACGUUUUUAUUUUCUCCGCUACAGAAUUGGACUCAGAAUUUAACUUUUAAAUACGACCCGGGGAAGAUAUUCUACUACCAUUUCUGUACACACAUUCUGUCUGGGCUGUUUUCCGUGUUUCUGCCCUAUGAUUUCUCGUUUUGUGGAUCUGAGAGACUUUUUACAGUCAAAGGUCAAGGGAUCAAACUGUGGUUACGGCGUAAGUUUUUUGUUUUUUUUCCGGUCGAGCUUAUAUGGAAAUUAUGCCGGGAAAUUCCACAGCAUAACAUGAGAAACGAUAUUAAAUUGUUGUAUUAUUUUCACUGCCCUUUCCGUGUCCUGGUGUGACAGUUUUACCCACAAAACAUCCAUCUCUCCCUUCCAGCAGGAAAUAGUCUCUCUGUUCUUGAAACAUCAGUCCAGUUUUCCCAAAUGGUGGUAAACAGCACUGAGAAGAAGCUAGCAUGUUAAAGUAUGUGGACUUAGGUGAAUUGAUGGACUACGAGGCUCGGAGGAGUCGCCGACCUGUGCGGACAUCCAGGAGGAAAACACUGUCAGAUGAAAAACCCUGAAAACGUCGAGCUGCGAUUUGUCGGUGACAUGAAACUACGUGAUCCCAUGGAGGGGUUCCAGUUUGAACUGUGUCUACACCCCCCCACACACAAACACAUCAUCGUCAUCAUCACCUCGCACCAACAGUGUAGCAUAAGCAGAGCCUGACGGCCUGCUGAUCUAUGCAUAUAUGGAAGGGUGGGAUAACACAUGCUGCUUGAUGUGUCUCGGUCAAAGUCGUAUUUGUUAAAGCAUGAUUUUGGACACCCUGUCAAAUGUAUGAAACUGUGGGUACAGCUUCAUGGGAAAAAACAUUUUUCGAGGGUCUUGCUGGUCACCUGUCAUUCUGCCAGCAGAGGUGGUGUUUAGUUUACCGGUGUCUCUCAGAGCGUUUUAUUCCGACAAAAGCUUCAAUUUGAGGAUGUGAAGGUGAAGUGUUGAUUUCUCAGUGCUUUUCUGUUGUCGGCUAAACCUCCAAAAUGUAAAACUUUUCUCAAGAAGUCCGGCGGCAGACAGUCUAGUCUUUCAUUAUAAGUACAAACAUGAACAUCUCCAGUAAGAAGGUCUUGAACAAACAUCAGCAGAUGAACACCAGGAAGAUCCACUCAUGCAGAGCUGCAGCGCUUAAGUGCGGGCCGUGUCUGGUAUGUGUUCAUGUCAGUGGUACACAGUGACACAGCAGCGCCACCUCAUGCCGCUGUGAGGCAGAGGCAGGCUGACACACGGUGUAGGUGCGAGUGCUGGGCUGCCGUGCCAAGACGGACUACAGGAAUCCGUACUAACCCAUGAGGACCUCUCUUUGACCCGGGUGCUUGCUAGGCUUGAUGGAUGUGAAGGCUGGCGUUGGGUCAGAGGAAGAGGUGGCAGGUUUAACAUCCCAGCAGACGGACUAGCUUUUACAGCAGUGUUUUCAUAGUUAUGCUCUCAGCAGUGGGGGUGGGGGGGAUCUGUAGUCUGUAGCCAUUCCUUAGACAAGAAAACAUCUACCAAGGCCAAGUUCUAGUGAGCCGAUGGGGUCAAUAACAGGGUGCUGGGCACACGAGACCUUUUCCAAACAGCUGACAUGAUCCAAAGGAUUGUUCCUGUUGGGCGCGAUUUCCACAGAACUUGUAUUUAUCUCGACACAACAAUUCUAUGGUUAUGUUAAAAUUGACAACUGGAGAUCAGUGUUUGAAGGGUUUGAAAGACGGGGGUGUUUGCCAGUGCAUGGAACUAAAGAAGGUAAAGGUGAUAUUUUUUGUGUAUUUUUUUUUUCUUAUCCGGACAGGAUCUCGCAGAGGGAAGAUUGGUGCCUAUAUAUCAGCCCUGAUUUUUCCAGGGGUGACGUGAUUUACAGUGAACCACUGAAUGAAUGAAUGGCUUUGUUUUCUUCCUUUCUUACGACUACGAAUCAGACAAAACACGAACAGCAGGUAUCUGAGAAUUGGUUCUGGAGGAACAAGCGAAAUUGGUGAAUUCACAACCCCGACUAUCCCGUAAAAGUCCCAUUUGGUCCAACUUGAUAUUCACCUGGAGAAUUCACUCGUUUAAAACUUCGAUAUUUGGAAAUGUCCUUUUGGUUUGGAGCGUCUCUAAUUUGCAUCCCUUUCUUUUCCUCCACCCAAUUCUCUCCAUCUCGUUGGAAUUUAACUGUCUUGCUGUCUCCGGUGUACAGACAGAAUGACACGUCUCUGGGAAGUGACAUCCGCAUCCAUACCAGGGCAGGGUUUUUUACAGACAGAUUCAGCAGCCCGAGUCAUGCCUGGUUACGUAUGAAUGAGGGUCUGAAACCAUGUAAAUAAACAAGAGGCUUUGUAUCGUUGCGUUUUGCUGUUUGUGGCGCUCUCUGUAAGUAUAAAUCCUGUCAUUGUUUUAGCCAAAAGCAUGAUGCUAAUGCUGAUUUUUAAAGAACUUUAUUGUUUGUUUGUUUGUUUGUUUGUUUUCAUUUUGGUUUCUAUUACAGAAUGUCCAAUUAUAAAAAAUGUAUGACAAAACAAUAAAGAGCUAACAAGUUGAAUAUGAAAA
Molecule: messenger RNA, 4923 nt
Organism: Lampris incognitus (smalleye Pacific opah)
Lineage: Eukaryota; Metazoa; Chordata; Actinopteri; Lampriformes; Lampridae
Gene: tm9sf4
Product: transmembrane 9 superfamily protein member 4
Exons: 18
Coding region: 4-1950 (648 amino acids)
Biological process (GO): protein localization to membrane
Cellular component (GO): membrane
Source: RefSeq, a predicted model, not a curated record